GAAAACACAUAAAGCACUUAAAAACUCUGGACUCCCUCCCAUGGAUGCUUGCCGAAAACCCUACAAAAUUUUCUUCUGAAUCACGGACAUUGGCUGUUCAAUCUGGAUCUGUGAGGGUUCAAGCAUUUGUGUGUCUGUUAAUUAAUCGUCUGUGAUAUUCUAUUUCUACGCCUGCUUGUCUGCGCAGAUUGCUGGAUUUCAACCGAACUGAAGAUGUUUCUUACCAGGACCGAGUACGACAGAGGUGUCAACACUUUCUCUCCUGAAGGGCGACUGUUCCAGGUCGAAUAUGCUAUUGAGGCUAUCAAGCUGGGUUCGACUGCUAUUGGGUUGAAGACGAAGGAAGGCGUUGUGCUUGCUGUCGAGAAGCGAAUCACUUCACCUUUGCUGGAGCCUAGCAGCGUGGAGAAAAUUAUGGAAAUUGAUGAGCACAUCGGAUGUGCAAUGAGUGGAUUGAUUGCUGAUGCUCGUACACUUGUUGAACAUGCACGUGUUGAAACUCAGAAUCACAGGUUUUCAUAUGGUGAACCAAUGACUGUUGAGUCCACCACGCAAGCUCUUUGUGAUCUUGCCUUACGUUUUGGUGAAGGCGACGAAGAGUCCAUGUCUCGACCUUUUGGUGUAUCUCUUCUUAUUGCUGGUCAUGAUGAGAAUGGGCCUAGCUUAUACUACACAGAUCCAUCUGGAACAUUCUGGAAGUGCAAUGCGAAAGCUAUUGGUUCAGGUUCUGAAGGAGCAGACAGCUCCUUGCAGGAGCAAUAUAACAAGGAGUUGACUCUACAGGAAGCUGAAACAGUAGCUCUUUCAAUCUUGAAGCAAGUGAUGGAAGAAAAGGUCACCCCAAAUAAUGUUGAUAUUGCGAAGGUUGCCCAAACUUAUCAUCUUUAUACUCCAUCUGAGGUUGAGGCUGUCAUCAGUCGUCUAUGAAGAGAAUAACCUCAUCAUCCAUGGACUCCAUGCGUUUGUUUUUCUUUCUGGUUAAUGCGAUCCAUUUAUAAAUUGUUGUCUCUGUUUCUUUUGGAGAAAGAUUGACAUUCUUCACUUCUGUGUUGUGGAUUCAGACCGGGAAAACUAUGUGUUCUGAACUGAACUGUUUAUUCAAUCAGUAAUCACACUACAUUUUUUGAGACA
This is a messenger RNA of Macadamia integrifolia, 1131 nucleotides long. RefSeq names its product proteasome subunit alpha type-5. Bases 214 to 927 code for a protein of 237 amino acids. The record is from RefSeq and is a predicted model, not a curated record. The transcript has 9 exons. Gene Ontology annotation, cellular component: nucleus; proteasome core complex; proteasome core complex, alpha-subunit complex. Lineage: Eukaryota; Viridiplantae; Streptophyta; Magnoliopsida; Proteales; Proteaceae. Gene Ontology annotation, biological process: proteasome-mediated ubiquitin-dependent protein catabolic process.